AUGAUUAGCAGAGCUUCAAAUGUAUUUAGUGUUACGCGCCAUCACAUUUCCAGUAGUGCAAUCGUUUUCAAUUUUUCAGUCAGAAAUGUUGUCGCAUGUAGAUUGUCUCCAGGUGCUACGUGUGUUGUAAACUGGAGAUGUAAGACGGGAUAUCCUAAAUUUGUUUCGUCGGAUAAGAUACCUCGUGUCCAGCCGCUUUGGACCCUCCCUUCACGUUUACACUUUCAUGGUUCAUCAGAUACUGAACUGAAACCGGAUUCAGAACAGAAACUUGUGAGUGCUAAUGAGUUACGAGUCUUCAUUCUGAUAGAUAUAAUUCAUUUGAUGCCUCUUAUUUUUCUGUGUUUAUGUAUUUCAGUCUACUUUACUUGA
Molecule: messenger RNA, 372 nt
Organism: Heterobilharzia americana
Lineage: Eukaryota; Metazoa; Platyhelminthes; Trematoda; Strigeidida; Schistosomatidae
Source: the annotation of a GenBank genome assembly